AUGCAGUCAGACAUACAGGUGUUCGUGCGAUGGAAAGAGCAAACUAUUUUCGCUGGGGAGGAUGUCGAAUGCACCAUUACCUUCAAGAAUGUUGCCCCCAGCGGCUCCAGUUCGGAUCUUAGUGCUGCUUCCCAGAAGCACGCGAGACGGGGCUCGCGUCCUAUGAAUGGAGUGGUCAAUGGAGGAAAUUAUUCGCCUGCGAAAUCCCUGAACCCAUUCUCUUUCAAUAAUCGACGUUCGGCAACCUCAAGCCCUCGGAAUCGACAAUCUGGUUUCGACAGAUCUCAUCGGAGCGCAGCGUCUAUGAGCUCCCCGCUCUCCCUAAGCCACAGUUUCCCGCCGAUUACCGCGAAUCACAAUGGGAUCCAAAUUCCGGGCCACAGACACAAGAGAUCUGUUUCUAUCAUAUCCCUAGAUCCCGAAAAGCAAGGAUCGCCCACUGUUAACCAAAGGAUGGGGAGGGCCCAUUCUAGAUCUGCAAGCUUUCAAGUAUUUUCAAAGAAGAAUGAGCUAUAUGGAGAGAACCCUAAUCCUGCUUCUCGCCCUUUAAACUACAGUCCUGCGCGGAACGAUUCGAUACCAAACUUGCCAUUACCCAGUCGAAGAAGCUUUCCGGACCGAACUCAGCUGCCUACACAUCCUCAAUCAGAAAUACCAAAUCAGAUUCAGCGGGAUUCAGGGCGCCCUCCGCCUGCCUUACGAACUGAUUUUAAGUUUCCGCAGGCUCCCCCCACACCCAGUGAUACCCUGUCGAGCAAAAAUACUUCCCCUGUCUCCAUCACUCCACCCACCUUGAACACGAAGGAUGUUCCUACACUAGAGCUGCCUACUCGCUUAACUCCUGCUAUGAAGAUACUUUCCGCUUCUAGCAUGAACGGGAGCACUCGCAGUAGUGGAGAGUUCUAUUCCUUGAGCAACAAUUCAACCGAGACACUUGAGUCAGAAUAUGUGACGUAUACAAAUAAACCCCAACUGCCGAUCCGGCAUAGACGGCAUCAUUCCAACAUGGAACCCGUUGGGAAACAUGGCAAAAAUAAUUCCCAGACACUACUUAUGGGCUACGCCCAAAUUAGCGCUUCUUUUACCGUUGAUGGGUCGUUAAUAAAUCAGGCUCUAUUCGAGGAGGUGAAACGCAAGGGAGUGGUAGGAAAUCCCGCACGAGGCGAUAUUUCUCGCAAAACUGAGAAGGCCCGGAAUGGAUUUUGGGGAACCCUUGGCGGAUGGAAUAAUCUGAGUGAUUCAUUAUCUACAUUACUUUCCAGUAACGAACUCGAUGGAUUAAGAGACAUGAGAGGUGUCGCCUCGUCCCAGGCAAUUCCCCUACUGUCCACGCCGCAGUCUCUUUUGUUUGUCGACUUGCGUUUGGAUCCCGGUGAGGAAAAGAGCUUUUCCUUUGCAUUUACCUUGCCAAGGGGUUUGCCCGCGAGCCACAAAGGGAAAGCGAUCAAGGUUUCCUAUAAUUUGGUCAUUGGUACUCAACGUGCCAUAAAUCCAAAAGAGCCACAGAAGGUCCAUCGAAUAAAUGUUCCGUUCCGAGUCCUCAGUGGAGUUGAUGGACAUGACUUGAUGAGACCAUACGUGUUGCUUCGAGAUGAAGCCCGUGUACAAAAACUCGAAAAAGUCCCUGCACGCGCUACUAAAGAAAAGAGUAUAAGUGUAAAAUCGUGGACCUCAGCUCCGGAGUUUUUGUCUUAUGUCGAUGAGAUAUUGGAUCGUUGUGUUAGGCGCGAAUCUAUCACCACAUCAACGCUGUCCACAGACAAUCGUCUAGGUCUUUUCUCUCCCACAGGGCAAUUCUCCUGUAAAGACGCAAUCGAGUUAGCGAUUUUGCGAAGCAAUCAAUUAUCGACGUCGGACCGAAGCGCCAACCGGUUUGAGAUAACUCGCAACGGACGACGGAUUGCAGUUAUAAUAUUGAACCGGCCAGCUCAUCGUCUAGGAGAGACCAUUAUCGCCACGAUCGAUUUCUCGGGCUCUGCACUACCUUGCUACUCGUUACGAGGGUCCCUUGAAACGACCGAAAAAGUCAGCCCGACAAUUGCCCUCCGCUCCAGCGCGAGCAUUACACGCGCGACGCGGAAAAUGCACGCCCGCUGCUUUGAAAACACAUUGUUUGCUACGAGGGUGGCUUUUACGCCCUCGAUUCCUGUCUCCGCGACACCAACGAUUAUCACUUCAGGGGUCAAUCUUGAAUGGGAGCUUCGCUUCGAAUUCGUGACAAGUAGCAUCCUUGAUGAUGAUGGGUUUGGGCCAUCUGGAAUCAACCUGCUGGAGACUGUGGAACGGGAUGAUAGAGGCAUGGUCUUGGCGUCGUUGGAAAGUAUUUCCUGUGAAUCUUUUGAGGUCGUGAUUCCUUUGACUGUGUAUGGAGGUAGUGUUCAAGAACCCGCUGGGGAGGAACUCCAAGGCGUUUCGAUCUAG
Messenger RNA from Histoplasma mississippiense, 2421 nucleotides. RefSeq lists its product as hypothetical. Gene Ontology annotation, cellular component: Ric1-Rgp1 guanyl-nucleotide exchange factor complex; Golgi membrane. Gene Ontology annotation, biological process: retrograde transport, endosome to Golgi. The record is from RefSeq and is a predicted model, not a curated record. The coding region runs from base 1 to 2421 and encodes 806 amino acids. The transcript has 3 exons. Lineage: Eukaryota; Fungi; Ascomycota; Eurotiomycetes; Onygenales; Ajellomycetaceae.